This is a messenger RNA of Stegostoma tigrinum, 2387 nucleotides long. RefSeq names its product snurportin 1 (gene snupn). The coding region runs from base 206 to 1255 and encodes 349 amino acids. The record is from RefSeq and is a predicted model, not a curated record. Gene Ontology annotation, cellular component: cytoplasm; nucleus. Gene Ontology annotation, biological process: snRNA import into nucleus; protein import into nucleus. The transcript is spliced from 10 exons. NCBI's taxonomy places the organism in Eukaryota, Metazoa, Chordata, Chondrichthyes, Orectolobiformes, Stegostomatidae. Gene Ontology annotation, molecular function: nuclear import signal receptor activity; protein binding.
GGGCUGUUAUUUGCAAUCCCGGGAAGGAGGCUGGUCGGCCCUGUUGCCUACCCGUGCGUGGGGAGUGAAAGGUGUUGGUUGGCCACCCGCAGCAGUGAGAAGAAGUCAGCUCGAGGUCGCUGCGACUGAUUUCGGGCUGUCCCCGGUGGAUGUUUGGUGCUUGCUGUCUUGCCUUGCCUCUUUGGCCUUUCCUGAAGGGAUCAUUAUGGACGAAUUAAGUCAGGCAUUGUCCACCAGCUUUACAGUCUCUCUGGACCUCAACAGCAUUGCCGCUCCACAUCCACGACUUGCCCAGUACAAACUCAAAUCCAACACACAGGAGCAGGCAGAGCGGAGGUGGAAACUUCUGGAGAACCAAAAAUCGCAGCGACUGAAUUAUGUUAACCAUGCAAGGCGUCUGGCUGAAGAUGACUGGACAGGAGAAGACAGUGAGGAGGAACCAGAGGGACAUGAUGAAAUGGAAGUUGAAGUGAGAAAGAAGAAGUUACCCAAACGCUACGCAAACCAGUUAAUGCUUUCUGAGUGGCUGGUGGAUGUACCCAGUGACCUGGUUGAAGAAUGGCUGCUGGUGGUCUGUCCUGUGGGCAAGCGGACUCUCAUCGUAGCUUCCAGAGGGAGCACGGCUGCGUACACGAGAAGUGGCUUCUGUGUAAACAGGUUUCCCUCGCUCCUCCCUGGUGGAAAUCGGCACAACUCUGCUACUGGCAAAGAUUACACCAUAUUGGACUGUAUUUACAGUGAAGUAAACAGAACAUACUUUGUUUUGGAUGUGAUGUGUUGGAGGGGUCACCCAGUCUAUGAUUGUCAGUCCGAAUUCAGAUUUUUCUGGCUUCAGUCAAAAUUGGAAGAGGAAGGAGAGAAGCUGGCUGAGAUAACAUCCCACAAUCCAUUUAAGUUUGUGGGCCUGCCAAGUUUGCCAUGUACCCCAGAAGCUAUUUGUCAGACUUUGGCUGCAAUUUAUCCAUUUGAGGUGGAUGGGUUGCUGUUUUACCACAAACAGACACACUACACCCCGGGGAGCACACCGCUGGUUGGCUGGCUGAAACCAUACAUGGUGGCUGACAUCCUCGGACUGACUGUCCCGGCCUGCCCUUUGUCCACGAAGCCUGAAUAUGCCAACGCACAAAUGCAGCAGAUAAUCGCGCUGAAAAAGAGCAAAUCUGAGGGGUGCAGCACUAGCCCAAGGAAGAAGGAGAGCCGAUACGAGUUGGAGCAUCUUUCCACUCCCAAAAAAGCUGAAUCAUCAACCUCUUAAAAUGGAAUGCACGAGUAAAAUCGGAAGCUGAGUGUCUUGGCUGUAUGGACAGUGACCUCUUCCAGGAUAGUACAUCCCCUGCCAGAAACCCUCAAUGGACCAGCACUCCCUGGUUUAUUUAUUUUAAAAAUAAGUUAUAUUUGAGCUUUCAAUACAGCAGGCUCUUAUUGAUUUGGAAAUGUUGAGAAACGUGGUUUGGGGCUAGUUGUGCCUUUGCUUGUUCUCGCAGCUUGGCUGCACACCGAUGCAGAGCAAGUAGGUUAUUUGUCUUGAGUUUUGGCAAGUGCAGUUCCUACUUUUGGGGCAUUCUGCACAAGGCUGGUGAGUCAGUCAUUUAAUGAGAGGAAGCAGAAUAACACUCACUAGGAACAUUCCCAUAGUUAUAAUUUAUACGGGAGGAUGGUUGUAAGGGUAUCUGUGAAUGAAGAGUGUCUGUUAGCAUUGGGUUUCAACUCAGGAUAGAAUCAAAUGAGAGGCUUGAGUUGUAAGUUAGUUUUUGUUUUAAUUCUGCAGGUUAGGAACUGGAGUGUUUUUUUUGAUAUUCCUGAACACAGGAACAUGAGCAAACUUGUCACAGGUGUUGGAGACACAAGCAGACUUUGAUUCUCUGACACAUUGUCCAUUUGGGUAAAACCAUGCAGAUCCAGAAAAGCAGAAUUCGUUUGAAGGUGUGCUGCCAUUGAGUCAACUCAUUCUGACAAAUCUUUAGUUGCCUGCCAGGCACAUGUGCAGCUUUAUACAGCUUCCGAUCAACAUUGCUGUGUCUGCAUUUCCUCCAGUGAUGUAUGCAGUUCAUUUCUCCCUGUAUGCUCUUGGCUGUUCCUAGGGUCAUAGGAAGGUUGGAAAUGAGCCGUCACUUUCAAAAGAGAAAUGUUGCUGAAUCUGAGGUUCAAUGUCUCCUCUUGAACAACUGUCCUCUGAAAUAUCCAUGUGGAAAUGUAAUAGUUGGUUUUGCUGGAAAUCCUGUGUUUUUAUUUUGUGCCUGCUUUAUCCCAGGUCGUUGUUUCUCAAGGUUGAUUUAUCACUUUUCUGAAAGUGUUCAGCACUGUGCUAAGUAUGAUCGAUUGUACUAUCCACCAGUCUUGUGACCUGCUUUUUAAAUAAAUCAAAAAAUUCUCGUAGUAAAACUGAA